GCAACGCGUCUGGAUCUGGAUUCUUUGUUACAUUCUUCUCCCAAAGUUCCAGUUUGAUAAUCUCAAUAGGCAUCCCUUCGAAACCAGAUUUUGCGGCAUAAAUUUCUCGCUGAGGGCUGGUGAAAACUCUGUACAGAUCAUGAAGUCUAUUCCUGAUCUUGCUCCUUUAGAAGCAGUAUUGUUUGAUGUUGAUGGAACUUUAUGUGAUUCUGAUCCUCUCCACUAUCAAGUCUACUGUGAAAUGCUCCCAGAGAUUGGUUUCAAUAAUGGAGUUCCAAUCGAUGAAGAAUUCUUCAUCAAAAAUCUUGCUGGGAAGCACAAUCCUGAUAUAGCCGUCCUUCUCUACCCUGAUGAUAUACCAAGGGGCUUAAAGUUCAUGGAAGAUAAGGAAGAAAGGUUUCGCAGGUUGGUCUUGGAAAACUUACCACCGAUAAAGGGUCUAUACAAACUAACAAAAUGGAUCAAAGAUUGUGGGUUAAAGCGAGCAGCUGUAACUAAUGCUCCGAAACAGAAUGCCGAACUCAUGAUCUCGAAACUUGGCCUCAAAGAGUUCUUCGAUGUUGUUAUUCUAGGAAGUGAUUGCAAGCGUGCUAAGCUGUAUCCAGAUCCUUACUUGAAGGCACUUGAAGUACUCAAGGUGUCAAAGGAUCACACAUUUGUUUGUGAGGACUCAGUAUCGGGGAUAAAAGCAGGAGUUGCAGCAGGGAUGCCAGUUGUGGGGUUAACGACUAGAAACCCUGAAAGUGUUCUUAAGGAAGCUAAUCCAACUAUUCUCAUAAAAGAUUAUGAAGACCCUAAGUUAUGGGAGGCCUUAGAGGAGCUUGAUAAGAGGAGAGGUUGAAAACAUCCGCUUGAAUUCCAAAGCCAUUUAGGAGGUUUAACUUUAUUCGAAUAAUAAUACACCCACAAUUUGCUUAUUCAUAUGAUUCU
Hibiscus syriacus is the source of this 930-nucleotide messenger RNA. Its product is annotated as haloacid dehalogenase-like hydrolase domain-containing protein Sgpp. The coding region runs from base 140 to 841 and encodes 233 amino acids. The transcript is spliced from 5 exons. The record is from RefSeq and is a predicted model, not a curated record. Lineage: Eukaryota; Viridiplantae; Streptophyta; Magnoliopsida; Malvales; Malvaceae.